AUGCGUAUCGCUACUGUGCUCGCAGUGGUGUCUGCCUACGGCGCGUACGUCGACGCCCUGAACCAAGAAGGUGCCGACCAUCCGAUGCUGCGCGACCUUAGCACGACGAACAACGAGAACCUUUCGGAGGUAGCUCCACUGUCCUUCCUCUCUGCGUACGCCUACAACCCCGACCCGUACGCCACGUGCUCGUGGGGUCCGGACGUGUGUGAGUUCAACGCGGCGAAAAACGACCUGAAGCUAGGUUCCACCUGCUCCCCGGACGUGCCGGUUCCGUCGGAUAACUACGUCGGUGACAAGCGAGUGAACAAGUAUGACACCGGCCUGGUUUCGACCGACUACCCGUACAUCGAGAUCACUUCAACCGGCCCGAACCCGGGCUUGGGCGGAUCAACGGAUAAGUCGACCGGACAUCUUGCAUGGGCUGGAUACAUGAAGGAGCCGACGAAAUCGCAGAACAACAUCAACUUCCCUGCCGUUGGUGUCUAUGACUUGUCUAUCGCUGCGUACGACUACGAUCGCAUGGCUACGUGCGACGGGUGCGUCGCCGUUCGAGAUACGUUCCGACCCCGAUUCAAGGACGGCACGUGUCCUUCUUCACCGGGUAACACGCUUCCACUGAAGCAGUCCUCGAUCUCCAAACUCGCCAAGUACGAGUCGGAUUACGGGACCUACACCGCUACUGGCAACCGACUUAACAACCCUGAAAGUGAUGCUGCAUGCAACGUCCAAUCCUCGACGCAACAGAUCUUCUACGACGAUAUGCCGACUGCAUAUUCAGGCACAUGCUUCUCUUCCGAUGGUGUUAAAUGUAACAUUGACAAGUUGAAGAACAAUCCCUUCAACACCGUCGAGAACGUCAAACGACCGAAUCUGGAACUCGAGAAGAGCCUCAAUGACAAGUGCGUGUGGAGCUGCUCCAAGUCGAUUGCGCUCAAGGAGAAGUAUACAGCGUAUACUUGCCCACCAGACGCUUCCCAGCCUCCAACUACCUGUGAAGGUCUCUCGAGCAGCACAUGCAGCAUGGACGUGAGCAUCAAGGCAACCGGAAAGGACAUUGCCGAAGCGACCAUCAAACUGAAAGAUUCAGUGCAGGAGGCUUCGAAAAAGAUCAUCAAAGAGUUGGAGAAACCCGACAACACCGACGUCGCCAACACGAUCCACUACAGUCUCCCGUGCACGUCUUAUGACGAGACCGGUACCAACGACAGGUGCCACUACAACGUCAAGCUCUCGGAUGUGCUCGACAUCGGACCGAAGGCUGGUGGCGGCCCGAAGUUUGUGACUGAUCUCGCACUCAACUCGGAGAAGCCAUCCGACUACGUGUUCUGGCGAGUCAAAGUCGGAAGUAAAGAUUGGGCCACCUGGGACCCCAAGAAUGACGCUGAGUAUUCGUUCAAGGCGUCGAGUACGACGGUUAAUGUGGAAGCGUGGACAGCUUGUGGUCAGAUUUCCUCGAUCGAGAUCGUCGUCAAGCUGUACCUGCACCGUACGUUGACGUGCGAUAAGUUUGUGGAAAUGUGGACUCCUCUGGUCACCAAAGUAUACGGUGAGGAUACUUACUGCAACGUGCCGGACAGCGACUUCAGUCUCUUCAACCUCAACUACGACUACGACGUGGUCAUCCCGCCUGUGACCGGCCAAGACUUGUUGAAGGGAACGUACAAGCACGUCAAGUGUGACAUUCGAGUGCGUGAAAGCACAGCGGCUGAAGGCUCCACGAGUUCUGCUGCGCUCGUGCCACAGACGACUGAGAACAAAAUCAACAAGAACUUCGCUGUUGAGCUUGUGCACGACCCCCACACUGCUCCCAAGUCAGUGUUCCGCGUUGAGUGUACGUUUUCUCGCGAUUCCUACAUUAAUGGCAAUGGCAACAAUGGUAACAACGGCAACAACGGCAACAACGGCAACAACGGCAACAAUGGUAACAACGGCAACAAUGGUAACAACGGCAACAAUGGUAACAACGGCAACGAUGGUAACAAUGGUAACAAUGGCAACAACGGUAACAACGGUAACAACGGCAACAACGGCAACAACGGCAACAACGGCAACAACGGUAAUAAUGGCAACAAUGGCAACAAUGGCAACAAUGGCAACAAUGGCAACAACGGUAACAAUGGCAACAAUGGCAACAACGGUAACAAUGGCUACGAACCGGCCGUCUACGCCGAGAAUUUCAUCACGUGCUUCCACAGCUUCACCAUUACCGACUGUGACAAGCCACGCAUCGAGCCUGGCGUUGAAGAGGAGGAUGUUUGCGCGUACGACUGCGCGGACAAGGCGCAACCUGGUGCGUACGAGGCAUGCGGAGGAACUGUCGUUUCAUCCAAGGGGGAUCAGACAAUCGUGAAGAAGUCCGCGGAAGAAACGUGCUGCGCCGAUUGUGACCCUGACCUCAACUGUGUUGCCUUUGGAUCAACGGAUGUCAAGCGCUGUGAAGUCCCGUCCGCUUAUCCGUACUACUCGAGACUGGAGGCUGCCGAGCAAGCCGUGUUUGCCGGUGGAAAGACGACGGUGACGAUGGCGCUACUCGGAGCAAGUGCCAUGGUUGCUGUCGUGGCUCUUGUUGUCGUGAAGCGCCGUGCUUCUCGACCCCAAGAGGCCGACGAUGCUUACUACCCGCUGCUCGAGUAAGAAGACGUCUAGUUAAGCAGAAACUGCUCACGAGAGCGCUGCUUCGGCUGUUUUACUUUGGGUCAUUAUGACAUGGCGCUCCAUAAGCUCAGAACUGUCCGUUUUGGUUUUAGUUGGAUAGGAGUGAUCAAAGCAUAAUGACAAAUACAUGUAACUUGCAU
This is a messenger RNA of Phytophthora nicotianae INRA-310, 2798 nucleotides long. RefSeq lists its product as hypothetical. NCBI's taxonomy places the organism in Eukaryota, Oomycota, Peronosporomycetes, Peronosporales, Peronosporaceae. The record is from RefSeq and is a predicted model, not a curated record. The transcript has a single exon. The coding region runs from base 1 to 2637 and encodes 878 amino acids.